AUGUUGAAUCGUUCGUUGAAGCUUUCAAAACGCAUGUAUCAUGCCAAUGCUUCCGAUUUUCUGAAACCUACCACUCUUGGCUCCCUCGUCUAUGGGAAGGAUUCAAUGCAGUACAAAGUACUUUCACAUGCGAUGGAUGUUUCUGUUCCUAUCUAUGGUUUCAACGAGAGAGCCAUAGUGCAUUCCUUGAAUGUGCUGAAGUUACCGUCCUCGAUGUUGAGUGUGAUCAGCUCUUCGAAUCCGCCAUCUUUCCUGCACUCUUCGCCUGCACUGAUGGAGCUCAUCAAGUUCCAUCUUGUGGACAAGAGGUACAAGACGGUGGCAGGGAUCGAUCCUGAGGCUGCUGAUGAAGAAUUGCCGUCAUUGGAAAGCUUGCUCCUGAAGAGACUUAAACUCAACGCACCAAUAGCAAGCCGCCUGUCACAGGUUCUUUCGCAGUUAGCCAUUCCAGGUCCGUUUCUGCUUAAUAAUGCGCUACCGGAACUACACAGGCUCUCAGAUGAUCUUCUUUAUUUCUCCAAUGAGAAAGACCACACGGACUUUGCGUGGUACUCGAAGAGGCUGGCCAUCAGUUGCACCUACGUGAGCAGUGAACUGUUCAUGAGCCAGGAUAAGUCCGCAGACUUCAGCCAGACUUUUGAGUUUGCCCAAGAAAAACUUCACCGUGUGAUGAAAUUGGGCGAAUACUACAAUAAUACUGAAGAAUUUACUUGGUAUACUAUGCUAAGUGCUGUCAAUUUAGCUAAAUCACAACUGGCAAGAGGCUAA
Molecule: messenger RNA, 768 nt
Organism: Zygotorulaspora mrakii
Lineage: Eukaryota; Fungi; Ascomycota; Saccharomycetes; Saccharomycetales; Saccharomycetaceae
Gene: COQ9
Product: ubiquinone biosynthesis protein COQ9
Exons: 1
Coding region: 1-768 (255 amino acids)
Biological process (GO): ubiquinone biosynthetic process
Cellular component (GO): mitochondrial inner membrane
Molecular function (GO): lipid binding
Source: RefSeq, a predicted model, not a curated record